Eurypyga helias (sunbittern) is the source of this 1793-nucleotide messenger RNA. It is a transcript of the gene PTK2B, whose product is annotated as protein tyrosine kinase 2 beta. NCBI's taxonomy places the organism in Eukaryota, Metazoa, Chordata, Aves, Eurypygiformes, Eurypygidae. Gene Ontology annotation, biological process: positive regulation of kinase activity; multicellular organism development; cell surface receptor protein tyrosine kinase signaling pathway. The record is from RefSeq and is a predicted model, not a curated record. Gene Ontology annotation, molecular function: transmembrane receptor protein tyrosine kinase activity; ATP binding. Gene Ontology annotation, cellular component: signaling receptor complex; focal adhesion.
UCCAGCACUAUGGCAUCUCCCGGGAGAACAUCACCUUGGGCAGGAUCCUGGGGGAAGGUUUCUUCGGAGAGGUCUACGAGGGGAUCUACACCACCCCGAAAGGGGAGCGGGUCAACGUGGCUGUGAAGACCUGCAAGAAGGAUUGCAGCCCGGAGAACAAGGACAAGUUCCUGAGCGAAGCGGUGCUGAUGAAGAAGCUGGACCACCCCCAUAUCGUGAAGCUCAUCGGCAUCGCGGAAGAGGAACCCACCUGGAUCAUCAUGGAGCUCUAUCCCUAUGGAGAGCUGGGGCAGUACCUGGAGCAGAACAAGCUCUGCCUCGCCGUGCCCACGCUCAUCCUCUACGCGCUGCAGAUCAGCAAAGCCCUCGCCUACCUGGAGGCCAUCAACUGCGUGCACAGGGAUAUUGCCGUGAGGAACAUCCUGGUGGCUUCCCCAGAGUGUGUGAAGCUGGGCGACUUCGGCCUCUCCAGGUACAUCGAGGAUGAGGAGUACUACAAAGCCUCCGUCACCCGUCUCCCCAUCAAGUGGAUGUCACCUGAGUCCAUCAACUUCCGACGCUUCACGACAGCCAGCGAUGUCUGGAUGUUCGCCGUGUGCAUGUGGGAGAUCCUGAGCUAUGGCAAACAGCCCUUCUUCUGGCUGGAAAACAAGGAUGUGAUUGGGGUGUUGGAGAGGGGCGACCGCCUGCCCAAGCCCGACCUGUGCCCACCCAUCCUCUACACCCUCAUGACGCGCUGCUGGGACUACGACCCCAGCGAAAGGCCCAAGUUCAAGGACCUGGUUUGCAGCUUGAGUGACAUUUACCUGAUGGAGAAGGAGUUGGCCAAGGAGCAGGAGAGGAACAACCGCCACCGGCCUCCCAAAAUCAUGGAACCACCAUCCUUCCAGGAGCCACCUCCGAAGCCCAGCAGACCCAGGUACAAGGCACCUCCCCAGAGCAACCUCCUGGCUCCCAAGCUGCAGUUCCAGGUGCCCGAGGGUCUGUGUGCCAGCUCACCCACGCUCACCAGCCCCAUCGAGUACCAGUCUCCGGCCAACUCCCUGCACACCCCGCCGCUCAACCGCCACAACGUCUUCAAGCGCCACAGCAUGAGGGAGGAAGAUUUCCUCCGUCCCAGCAGCAGGGAGGAGGCACAGAAACUCUGGGAAAUGGAGAGGCUCAAGAUGCGGCGGGCGGACAAGCAGCAGAAGGAGAGGGUGGAGGACUACCAGUGGCUGCGGCAGGAGGAGAAGUCCCUGGACCCGACAGUGUUUAUGAACAACAACACUCCUCCGCUGCUCCCGGAGAAGGAAACGGAUUACACAGAGUUCACGGGCCCCCCUCAGAAGCCUCCAAGACUUGGGGCACAGUCCAUCCACCCAGCCCCCACCGCCAACCUGGACCGCACGGAUGACACGGUGUACAGCAACGUCAUGGACCUGGUGCGGGCUGUGCUGCAGCUGAAGAACGAGAUCAGCCUCCUGCCCCCAGAGGGGUACAUCCUUGUGGUGAAGAAUGUGGGCUUGUCCCUACGGAAGCUGAUCGGCAGCGUCGACGAGAUCCUGCCUGUCCUGCCCGCUGCCUCUCGCACUGAGAUCGAGGGGACCCAGAAGCUGCUCAACAAGGACUUGGCCGACCUCAUCAACAAGAUGCGCCUGGCACAGCAGAACGCCGUCACCUCGCUGAGCGAGGAGUGCAAGCGGCAGAUGCUGACGGCUUCCCACACCCUGGCCGUGGAUGCCAAGAACCUCCUGGAUGCCGUGGACCAAGCCAAGGUCCAGGCCAACCUGGUGAAGCUGUGCUUGGAGUGA